AUGAACGGCCCUCCUCCGUCUACCCGAGCCUUUCUCUCCGACCUCCCUUCUCUCCCGACAGGCUCCAAAGUUCGCUUUCUCGGCUGCGUGAGAACAUAUCACAUCCCUACAGGCCACCUAAUCCUAGAACAUGACUAUCCCCGCCGUAGAUUUUCCACCAACACAGGAACAGAAGCCGCCUCUGUGGCUGUCGAUGUCAACGCGGUUCUGGAAUCUGUGACGGCGGAGGAACUGCGUGUCGGGGCUUGGGUCAAUGUUGUGGGUUAUGUGAGGGGCUGGGGCUCGGACGGCGGUGAUCAUGAUGUCCUCCGCAAGCUGAGGAUGUCGAGUCCGGUGUAUGUGGAGGCUGUGAUGGUUUUCUCAGCAGGUAUGGUUGAGCUGGGCGAGUAUGAAAGGGUUCUGAGAGAAGCGUUGGAGGUCGAGCGGAGGAUUUUGAGGCCGGAUUGA
This is a messenger RNA of Aspergillus novofumigatus IBT 16806, 447 nucleotides long. RefSeq names its product nuclear telomere cap complex subunit Ten1. Lineage: Eukaryota; Fungi; Ascomycota; Eurotiomycetes; Eurotiales; Aspergillaceae. The transcript is spliced from 2 exons. Bases 1 to 447 code for a protein of 148 amino acids. Gene Ontology annotation, cellular component: CST complex. The record is from RefSeq and is a predicted model, not a curated record. Gene Ontology annotation, biological process: telomere capping. Gene Ontology annotation, molecular function: single-stranded telomeric DNA binding.